Molecule: messenger RNA, 1588 nt
Organism: Solanum stenotomum
Lineage: Eukaryota; Viridiplantae; Streptophyta; Magnoliopsida; Solanales; Solanaceae
Product: ubiquitin receptor RAD23c-like
Exons: 12
Coding region: 139-1314 (391 amino acids)
Biological process (GO): nucleotide-excision repair; proteasome-mediated ubiquitin-dependent protein catabolic process
Cellular component (GO): nucleoplasm; cytosol
Molecular function (GO): proteasome binding; damaged DNA binding; ubiquitin binding
Source: RefSeq, a predicted model, not a curated record
CACAGACAUCAGCUUCGGUUUUCACUGUGACUCCGACUUCAGAUUUUUUGCUCUCUCCGAACGUUCCGCCGGCGACGGCCGGUAAUUUCACGUGCCGGUUUCCAAUAAGUAGAGUAACGGGUAAACAAGAGCUUGAAGAUGAAGAUUUUCGUGAAGACUUUGAAAGGCACUCACUUCGAGAUCGAAGUAAAACCAGAAGAUAGCGUUGCGGAUGUGAAGAAAAACAUAGAAUCAGUUCAGGGGCAAGAUGUCUACCCUGCUGCACAACAGAUGCUUAUCCAUCAGGGCAAAGUUCUCAAGGACGCUACGACGCUCGAGGAAAACAAAGUUGCUGAAAAUAGUUUUGUGGUCAUUAUGCUUUCCAAGAAUAAGGUCUCAUCAACUGGAACGUCAUCUAUACCAGCAGCUCCUUCAAAUACGGCACAACCUGCUGGUUCCACUGACCAAGCUAGACAGACGAUAACAGCACCUCAAGCUACUGCUGCACUUCCACAAUCUGCUUCUGAGUCUCCUCCUGCUCCUGCUCCUGCCCCUGCCCCCGUGCCUGCUGCUGCUGCUAGUUCUGUAACAGAUGUGUAUGACCAAGCAGCAUCAAACCUUGUUGCUGGAAGUAACUUGGAGACCACAGUUCAACAGAUUCUUGAUAUGGGUGGGGGAAGCUGGGAUAGGGAUACAGUUGUGCGUGCUUUGCGUGCUGCAUAUAACAAUCCAGAGAGAGCUGUUGAUUACUUGUAUUCUGGUAUUCCUGAACAAGCUGAAAUUCCGCCUGUUUCCCCUACACCUGCUGCUCCUGCUCCUGCCAGUGGUCAGGCUAUAAACCCUGCAGCUCAGGAUGCUUCACAACUAGCAGUUCCUUCCAGUGGACCAAAUGCUAAUCCUCUAGAUCUGUUCCCUCAGGGCCUAACAAAUGCUGGCUCAAAUGCCAGUGCUGGAAAUUUGGAUUUUCUACGCAGUAGUCCACAGUUCCAGGCCCUUCGAGCAAUGGUGCAAGCCAAUCCGCAAAUAUUGCAGCCUAUGCUCCAGGAGUUGGGUAAGCAAAAUCCACAUUUGAUGCGGCUUAUUCAAGAACAUCAACCAGACUUCCUGCGCCUCAUCAAUGAACCUGUUGAAGGGGAGGGGAAUGUGUUAGGGCAGACAGCAGGAGCAAUACCACAAGCUGUGACUGUUACACCUGAAGAGCGGGAGGCUAUUGAACGUCUUGAAGCUAUGGGAUUUGAUCGAGCUUUAGUAUUGGAAGUAUACUUUGCCUGCAACAAAAAUGAGGAGCUGGCUGCUAACUAUCUAUUAGAUCACAUGCAUGAGUUUGACGAAUGACAUGGAUAUAACAUAGUGCUAUUGACCUGUUAUAGUUUCCAUUAUUAGUUGUUUUGCUUCUCUUCAUUUUAAAUCUGCGCGAUUUCCUAUUUAUCUUGCCAUGUGGAGUACAUUUUAUUUCCUCAUUCGCAGCAGCUAGCCUUGGAUACUCGGCCCCUUUUGUAUAAUGGAUCAUAUUAUAUCAGUCAAAUCGUCCUGCAAGCUCUUUUGUCCUUGGAUACUUGGACGCUUUUGUAUAAUGAUUCAUAUUAGAUCAGUCAAAUCGUUCCUGCAA